Messenger RNA from Hippocampus comes (tiger tail seahorse), 5129 nucleotides. RefSeq names its product tyrosine kinase, non-receptor, 2b (gene tnk2b). Bases 1406 to 5017 code for a protein of 1203 amino acids. Gene Ontology annotation, molecular function: ATP binding; protein serine/threonine/tyrosine kinase activity; protein tyrosine kinase activity. The transcript has 19 exons. NCBI's taxonomy places the organism in Eukaryota, Metazoa, Chordata, Actinopteri, Syngnathiformes, Syngnathidae. The record is from RefSeq and is a predicted model, not a curated record. Gene Ontology annotation, biological process: protein phosphorylation; negative regulation of epidermal growth factor receptor signaling pathway; regulation of keratinocyte differentiation.
GUGAUUGCAGUUCACAAUAAGUCCCAUGUCAGCUGUUAUUUCAACUCCAACUUGGGACCAGGAGACGGUCAUGUCCAAACACAUGCGCUUGUCCACAACUACCACACGUACUGUUUCUUUCAUUCUAUUUUCUUCUCCAUCCAGAUGUCCAUUCAGUAUGGAGCCAGAUGGUCUGGAUACCUUCCCAAUAGUGGGAGAGGUGCUUUUGACACACGCACACAGGACGCUGUUUUUUUAUUUAUUUUUUAACAUAAAUCCCUCUCAGAUGGAAGAUUAACUCUCCUCAUUAGGCCCCCUCCUGUUCCCCUUGUCCCUCCUACCUCUCCCUCGUGCGUGCCUUGCGUUUGCUGCCAUUGGCUGCCUCUAUCAGGACCACCAUAAACCGGAUCCAUGCUGACUUCGGGGCACAGGGACAGCGAGGAAGAAGAGGGGUGGGUGGAUUUUGCUACGAUAACAGAGGAAGCGACCACUCACCAAAUCUGGUGCCGGGAUCAAGAGGGGGGUGUGGAAAGCAGUUUAAAGGGGUUCAGAUCCAGAGGAGGAAAGGGGCGACCGACAACAACAACAACAACAACAACAACAUGGGAUUAGGCAUCAACCGAGCAAUCAGGAAAGACGGUUUAAGUCAAAGCAUUAAAUAUCCCCGACGACUGUAUUUGUGUCAUUGGAUAUCUGUUCCUGAAAGGCAGGAAGGAUGAAAUAAGGUAAAAAAAAAAAAAAAUGCUCGCAAUGACAUUUCUAUGAGUGGAGAGAAACUGACAUUACUGGAGCACAGAGAUAGAAAGGGAGAGCGUAGCAUCGCCGGAUAUGAAAGAAGAGCAUGCGUCAGCUCUAAAACAGUGCAAAGGAGGAGUCAGCGAGACGGUGACAGAGGAGGUGAGGCAAUUUUGGUCGUGGAAAUCGAGCCUUUUCGGAUCCCUACCUUUAGGUGCCGCAUGGUGUCUCCUUAUUUCGUUUCUCCUUUCCACCUGCAGCAGCUCCGCUGAGGACCCAACUAAGCGAUUUCUAUGUCCGGACUGAACAAUGACCACCAACUGAAUGUGAACUUGGACAACACAACAUUUGCGGCUAAAAGGCGGAUUUGCGGAGGAUCGCCUUUCCGGAGCCCACCAGAAUCCUCCAUCAAAUCCGUUAUUGCAUAGACCAGCACUUGGGCAGCGAGCGCGGCCGUUAUCAGUGAACCGUGAGCUCUUUGUCUAAGCUGACUCGACACAAAAUGAGGACCACAAUGACGGUCGGAGUAUUGCAGCGUCGCAUGUAAAUGAACUCCAAGCGAUGCAAAAGCAGGGAACGCCGCAAGCGGAGGGAAAACAGAAACCGUGAAGCGAGCUGAAGUGAGCCUCUGACUUGACGACAUCGCUUCAGUUGCACUUGGAAGAUAUUAAUCAGAUGCGGAAGUGCUGCCAUGGGGGAGACGGCAGAAUACCAGAGGCUGCAGGAGACGUCCGAAUCGGACGGCCGCUGCGUAACCGGUGAUGAUGAAGAGAAACUGGGCAAUAAUAUGCAGCAGUGUGAGGAAGGCACAGAGUGGCUGCUGGAGCUGCUGAUCGAAGUCCAGUUGCAGCAGUACUUCCUGCGAAUCCGAGAUGACCUCAACGUCACGCGGCUCUCCCACUUCGACUAUGUCAAGGAUGAAGACCUGGAGAAGAUUGGCUUGGGUCGACCUGGGCAGAGAAGACUGUGGGAGGCUGUAAAGAGGAGGAAAGCCAUGUGCAAGCGCAAGUCCUGGAUGAGCAAGGUGUUCAGCGGUAAGCGUCCAGAUGGGGCAGACUUUCCCCAGCAGGGCCAGCCCGCCUCCUCCUACCGUAAACGGUCUCCCACACCACCCCUGGGCCCGGUGGAGGGGCUCCUGGCCACACAUUCCACCGAGGACAUUUCCCUCGAUGGCCAACGGCAGUCUCUGACCUGCCUCAUCCCGGAGAAGGACCUGACUCUCCUGGAAAAACUCGGUGACGGCUCUUUUGGCGUUGUGAAGAGAGGCGAGUGGCUGACCCCUACAGGGAAGAUGAUAAACGUCGCUGUCAAAUGUUUGAAGCCAGACGUGCUCAGCCAGCCCGACGCUCUGGAGGAUUUCAUCUGUGAGGUCAACGCCAUGCACUCGCUGGAUCACCAGAACCUCAUUCGCCUCUACGGUGUGGUGCUCACACACCCAAUGAAGAUGGUGACCGAGCUGGCGCCACUUGGUUCCCUGCUGGAGCGCUUGCGGCGCGUCCACCCACAGGGCCCCGUGUUGAUCCACACUCUGUGCCAGUAUGCAGUGCAGGUGGCCUGUGGCAUGGCCUAUUUGGAGCAGAGGCGCUUCAUCCACAGGGAUCUGGCGGCCAGGAACAUCCUGCUGACAUCAGCCCACAGAGUGAAGAUCGGCGAUUUUGGCCUGAUGAGGUCACUCCCGAACAAUCAUGAGCAUUAUGUCAUGCAGGAACACCGAAAGGUUCCCUUUGCGUGGUGCGCCCCCGAGAGCCUCAAGACCAGAACCUUCUCUCACGCCACUGACACGUGGAUGUUUGGUGUGACUCUCUGGGAGAUGUUCACACAUGGCCAGGAGCCUUGGUUAGGCCUCAAUGGGAGCCAGAUACUGCAUAAAAUUGAUAAGGAAAGUGAACGCCUCCCGAUGCCAGACGACUGCCCGGCGGAUAUUUACAAUGUCAUGUUGCAGUGCUGGGCACAGAAAUCAGAUGACAGACCUACUUUUGUAGCCCUGCGGGAGUUCCUACUUGAAAGCAUGCCCACGGACAUGUGCGCACUGCACGACUUUGAUGAGCAAGAUAAGCUGCUGAUCCAGAUUGAUGAUGUCAUCACAAUCAUUGACGGCAGAGCCGAGAACUAUUGGUGGCGAGGUCAGAAUAAGCGCACUCUGAAAGUGGGAGCGUUUCCCAGGCACGUGGUGACCUCAGCGGCGGGUUUGUCCGAUCAUGACAUCAGCCGACCGCUCAAGAACAGCUUCAUCCACACGGGCCACGGAGAUGCCGAUCCUCAUCGAUGCUGGGGCUUCCCUGACAGGAUUGAUGAGUUGUAUCUUGGGAAUCCAAUGGAUCCUCCUGAUGUUCUUGGUUUGGACCUCAGUGCAGCUCGGCCCACUCAGCUACCAGGGCGAGCUAAAAAAGAGUCUCCUCCUCGCCCUCCUCAACCAGCAGUGCUAUUCAAGAGUAAGUCUGGUUUCUCUCAGCAGCUCCUCACCCAUUGCUCCUGCCCUCUCUGUUCCCUUCUAGCUCCACUCUUCAAAGAGCCUUGUUACGAUGCGGUGAAUCGGGAUGAGGACUUUACAUAUGCAGGACCGAAGAGGCGGUCACUUCGGAAAACAAGCUCCGUCAAAGGCCUCAAACUUAGACCAACGGCCUGGAUCUCUUCUUCCAAACAGGGGACGGACAAGACAUUUGAGUCAAGCCACUACCCCUGGAGAGAAGUGUCCCUCAUUGACUUUGGGGAAGACUCGCCCUCGCCCACACCCUCCCCGUCACCUGUGGUUGAAAUUGCAAUCCCCAGUCUCGCAAAGCUGGCUUUGGGAGCAGAGAAUCUCUUGGAUCGGACACCUCCUCAGAGUCCCUCCAAGUCGUUACCCCGCCCUCUUCACCCCACGCCGGUCAUGGACUGGGAUGCACGGCCCUUACCCCCGCCCCCGGCGUAUGACGAUGUAGCGCAAGAUGAAGACGAUAUGGAGGUGAGUUCCAUCAACGGCACGGAGCGGCAGCACAGUGACGAGCAGAAGAAUGUUCGUAACCCAGAGGAGGAUCUCUCCUCUGGACAGGAAGUGGAGGGUGUGAGCCGUGUCUCCAGAGUUACAGACAAACCAGGCCUCGACGAUAACCUCUUUCUCCCCAGCAAGCACAGCCGGGGCCCGACUACCUCUUUCUCCCAAUCUGCCGAAAUAUUCCAGCAACUCCAGCAUGAUUGCAUGAGGAGGCUGAAUGUGCCAACAUCUCAGAGUUCAUCCUCACGUCUGCAGGCACACCAGUCCUCUGCUGAGGACAGACCCCAGGUGCCCCCUCGUGUCCCUAUUCCCCCUCGCCCAAUAAAAAGGGGCGACUACUCCUUUGCUCGUUGGUCGAGGGACCUCUCUCUCUCCCUGAUCCCGGCCGACGUCCCCGAAGACAUUUCCAGCUCGGAGCAGGACCGGCCACCGCAAAUCCCUCCGAGGGAACCUUUGUCACAGCCUGGCUCCAGGACUCCCAGCCCAAGAGGCCUGGAGGCGGGCUCCCCACAGCAGAGAGUCCACUCUGCCAGUCCCACCACCGUGUCCCUUGCCCUUACAACCUGCCACUCCUCACACGCCUACAGCUCCUACCUCUCCACCUCUCCAGGUAAAUUGAUGCCGACUACGCACAGCUUUGCUUCAGAUCCCAAAUACGCUGCACCCAAAGUGAUCCAGGCACAGGGGACGGACUUUGUAAACAAGAGCCCCUGCAUUCUCCCCAUAGUCCGUGACGGACGAAAAGUCAGUAACACUCACUAUUACCUCCUGCCAGAGAGGCCGCCCUACCUUGACAAAUACGACCGCUUCUUUAGGGAGGCCGAGAGCCUGACUGGCAGCACUGUGGAGGGCAGACGCGUACGGCAAGCUAACACCGCUACCGUCCGACCAAUGGUGCUCAGCACUUUGCAGGGGCAGGCCCAGGGACAGGGGAUCGUCCCACUGGGUGAGCUGAAGACUCAUUUGUCCUCCAACAAUAACAGCAAUCUUGGACCGUGGACGAGUGUUUGCACAGAAAGUUUGACAGCACCGGCGGGCACCGUUUAUUGUGCCACGGCAAACGCAUCGGAAAACUCAGCUGACAGAGUCAAAGUGGUGCAGGAGGCAGUUCACGGCGUGACGAUAGAAGAGUGCCAAACUGCCCUCCAGAACCACAACUGGAAUAUUGAAAAAGCUGUGCAUUAUCUGAAGGUGGAGCAGUUGUUUUGUUUGGGUCUGAGGAGCCGGCCCGAGUGUCUCAAGCUGCUCGAGACGUGCGACUGGAACUUGGAGCUGGCCGGUACUCACAUGUUGGAUGACUACGGAUCCGCAACACAACAGAGGCUGUAAGGAAACUUCUCGGGCUGCAGAACUUUGAUUGGAACUUCCUUCAUCCUCACCAAAACAUCUGUGGACCAUCCCUUGCGACCCUUCGGACUAUGCAAUUUGGUCUUAAACCAAA